Molecule: messenger RNA, 250 nt
Organism: Racocetra fulgida
Lineage: Eukaryota; Fungi; Glomeromycota; Glomeromycetes; Diversisporales; Gigasporaceae
Source: the annotation of a GenBank genome assembly
CCACGAAUCUAAGAAUAAAUCUUUAGCAAGCAAUGAAAAGAAUGCCAAUAGAUGGUUUGAUAUGACUGAAGAAGAACAAACACGAAGAGACACAAUAGUCUCUAGAAAACAGGUUGAAAAAGCUGCUCUAACGGAGAGUAAUAUGGAAAGUUCUGGAAGAAUGAUCAAACCGAGAUUACAUGAUGUAAAUAUAUCUGACCUGGUAGAUAUAGAAAUUGUAUUCCAGCUACAAAAUGUAAAUGUAGGUUAG